This is a messenger RNA of Macrobrachium nipponense, 1080 nucleotides long. RefSeq lists its product as uncharacterized. The record is from RefSeq and is a predicted model, not a curated record. Gene Ontology annotation, molecular function: acyltransferase activity, transferring groups other than amino-acyl groups. NCBI's taxonomy places the organism in Eukaryota, Metazoa, Arthropoda, Malacostraca, Decapoda, Palaemonidae. Bases 154 to 1056 code for a protein of 300 amino acids. The transcript is spliced from 5 exons.
CAGACUUCGUGGCGUCAUCCUCACUCUUUGUCACUGAUCCCCCGCUCAGGAUGAUAACGAUAAUGAUGAUCACGACGAUGAUGAUGGUGACCGCAGGCGGCGUGACGACUUGUGUUACAGCAGAAUUAGCGAACCACGAGAAAGAGGAGAAAUAUGGGUUCCCGGAGCGAGUGCUAUGAACUUCGUCAGGUGCUGCAGCAGGAGGAACUGGCAACACUGGCCGUUAAGAUUAAAACCGAUUUGCCCUACUCUGCCUUUAUGCACAAUAAUCUUCUGAUUGCCAGCAGAGGUCACAACGAAGGCUUCCAGUUCGAAUUUUACGUGCCGAAUACGUAUCCAGACUCUCACAUCGUCAUUUGGAGCAGGACAACUGAUGUGUCUUGGUCUCUCAGUAUGCACUGCUCGGAGGGAGAGGUCCCCUUGCUGCUUAGGCUGGUGAAGGCUACGGGCUUCGCGUCCCUGGUGAAGGAGAAACCUUUGUGUCUAUGCCAUCUGUCGAGUUACCUGGUGGAUCCCGUGACCGGGGCGCUUCAACAGAUUCUCCGGAGACCCUUCGGGAAAUAUCCGAAUCCUACCUUCACGUACCUCAGGCAACAGACUUAUCCUUUGAGGUGCCCAGCGGGUAUGAAAGUGCAGAGGCUGGGCAGAGCGGGCGUCAGACACUUGCUGGAGCAGAGCAAAUUCAAGAAAAAGGAACCCGUCGACCUGUUCUACGCCUUGACCCGAAAUGCCCCAGCCCUGGGGGUGUUCCUCGACCCGAGCGUCAAGGAAGACCAGGUCAUCCUGCCAGAAGGAAUCGAUUUUGCGGACGAAAGGGCCAUGCCCAUUGCCUGGGUCGGUACCUACGAAUACGGUACCAUUGGCAUGUUAAUGACCGACGCAGGGUAUCGAAGGAGAGGGCUGGGUCGUCUCCUGACGGAGCUGCUCGGGCGACUGCUGUUGGCCGACGGGUACAUACCCCAUGCCAAUGUGGAGCCCCACAAUGAGAUUUCGCUGAGGAUGUUUGAGAAGUUGGAGGGCUGGGAAGAUACCCACUCUUGCACCUGGAUAUACUAGAAUAAGUCAAGGGCGUCUGCCACU